AUGACCUUCUUGAUAUAUGUAACAGCCCUUGCUGUUUUCACGAUUUCCACUGCUAGAGGACAGGGCGUCGGCCUAUAUGGAUGUCAGUCGCAGGCUGGCAUCACAUCGUUAACAGCGUGCAAUGAGCUUGCGGCCACCGAUUCCUCAUGCUUCGCGAACCCAAAAGCCACUGCCUUCAUUCAAGAAUGCUUCUGUAAGCAGGCUGUUCUCAACAACAUCGUGGAUUGCGAGAGCGAAAUGCGUCUCUGCUACCUCAACGACCAAUUCGACUACUACGCCCGCGAUCUGCUCGCGGACUGGCAUACCUGGUGCAGCACAUAUAUCACCUUUACGCCGACCACUCCUGUCCUUAGCACUCCAACAACAACAGUUCCGCCGGGUACAAAUGCCUUUUGUGAAGAUUAUACCACAUCCUGCGCGGUAUGGUCGGCCGCAGAAUCGGCCUGCUUUGACCUUGACCCCUCAGCUACAGCGUCCUCGUUCUUGAACUGUGCCUGUUCCACCGACCUCCUUUCACUUGCCUCGGUGUGCUUGUACGACGUCUCGACCAGCUGUUUUGGCCGUAGUGCGGUCUUGACUGACAUAGCCUUGUUCUCAAUUUGUGGUACGACUUACAGCAAUGAUCAGUUGAUCACUGCGGCGACUGCGCCUGCACUAGCUGGUCUGGCUGGCAGUACUUCAACAUCACCAUCCGCAGCACAGACGCCAGCUCCGCCGUCUUCGCAGACCGUAGCUAGUACUGCCACUGCCCAGAGCACACGGAGCACACAGACGAGUCCAGCCACUCCUGCCACCAGCAAGCCAACUUCUGGAAGUAAUGUCGUUGUUGCAAGUCCCGCAAGUUCGCUGCGAAUAGGAUUUGCCCUCGCGAUAGCACACCUAAUGUCCCACCUAUGGUAA
Fonsecaea multimorphosa CBS 102226 is the source of this 900-nucleotide messenger RNA. RefSeq lists its product as uncharacterized. Lineage: Eukaryota; Fungi; Ascomycota; Eurotiomycetes; Chaetothyriales; Herpotrichiellaceae. The transcript has 3 exons. The coding region runs from base 1 to 900 and encodes 299 amino acids. The record is from RefSeq and is a predicted model, not a curated record.